AAGAGCUGGGAGGACAAGGGAUGAGUGUAGGUUGGGCAGUGGCGUCAGGCAUCAUCACGCAGCGAUUCCUUGCCCUGCAAGACAAGGUAAGUGGGGGAGGAAUCAUGAUCGGAAAACGGAGAAGAGAUCUUUGAGGUGGUGUCCUCUCUGUCCGUUCCCUUCAGUGUAUGCUCGAUGCUGAGUUCCAGGACCUAGUGAACGACCUGCAGGUCAGCAUCGCACACGCCCCAGUCGCUAUUUCACAUUCCGUGAGCUUCUGGUCGCAGGAGAAUUUCGAUGUGGAGGGUGACUCAGUAGCGGAUGUGGUCAAAGAGAUCAAUGACCGUCUGACCCCUCUGGGACUCAGGCUAGACGUACGCUGCACUCAUGCACACACACACGCACAGAGAGAAAGAGAGAGAGAGAGGUGCAUGGCCCUUGAGGCAUGUGGUACAGUACGGUGUGUUGUGUGCUAUUCCAUCCAUCCAUCCAUGCAUUAGCACGUGCGUCUCGACUCGGGUGACGUGAUAUGGGGCCUGAAGCUCACCAGCAAGGAGGACGGCCAGAAGAUGAGGCAGGCCGCACUACUCGACCACGCGCAGCUGGAGGUCGGCAAACCAGGCAACAGAAUGCUCACCGUCGAAGAUGUCAAGUUUUACAAGGGUAGGGCAUUAGAAAUGGGAGGGAGGGAGGGAGGGAGGGAGGGAGGGAGGGGGGAGCGGCCCAUCGCAUGCCAUCCACCCACUUGAAUGAUUCAUUCAUGUCAUGUAGGUGUAUGUGACCGGUUUGUGAAGGACCGCAGCGCGUUGGACGACAAGGCGCUCGAGGAGGUGGCCGAGAGUGUGUUGGGUGCAGGGGACGCCAGGAAGUACACGAAGAAGGAGCACGUGUGCUGUGGCCACACCUACUCUGACAUGGACUUCGCUCGUGAGUGGGGUGCUGGGAGGGCGGCCCUGCACUUGUGUGAUGUGUGGUCGAUGCACACAUAAUCGACUCUUCUGUGUGUGUGUGUGUGUGUGUGUGGUGUGUAUGAUGCAGUGGACACGUUGAAGAAGAACGGCUGGCUCGUGUACGUGACGUGAAGAAGAGCUGUGUCCGACAGACAGACAGACAGACAGAAAAUCGGAAUCCUGUGUCCAUCCAUCCUUUCAUCCGUGUGUGAAUGCAGCCCUGCUGACCUCGACGCUUCCGGGCGCUUUGAUCACUUCCUGCCCGGCCCACGCACAUACCUGGUAGUCACAUAGGCCCAGCUAGCUGCAUUUGGCAGACAUGAUGCCAACCACGCACCUGUGUGCCUUUGUGUUGUGUGUGCAGGAGAUCUUCAGUGACGACGACAGCGUGUCGGAUUGCCCUCUGUGCGAGCAGAAGACCGUGAUAGGGGGCGAGAGCUGCCCCAACGGGCAGUGCCCCCAGUGGUUCCACACACAGUGCAUUCAGGAGUAUUUCCAGCAGUACCCCGAUCGCAGUUGCCCAAGCUGCCGUGUGAAGUGGCCCGAGGAGGGGGGCGGCCGUCAUGGUGACGACGACGACAUGAUGGGAUCAUGACAAUGAUGGAUGACGACAGAAAUGUGAAUAGAGCGGGUGUUCGGUGUGUGUACAGAGCGGGUGGUGUGGUGUGAUGUCAUGCGUUUCUAUGAG
This is a messenger RNA of Vitrella brassicaformis, 1617 nucleotides long. The record is from the annotation of a GenBank genome assembly. Lineage: Eukaryota; Vitrellaceae.